AUGCCUCCACCGCAUCUGUUAACGCUUGCCGACCUAUCGGUGCCGCAAAUCCGUCGUCUCAUCUCCCAUGCGCACUACCAGAAACAGCUCACGCUUCCUUGGUUAGCACCCCAUGAAAAGGGAAAAAACAACGCCUCCAGGAACCUCCGUCUACCAAGUCAGAGCCUCUUCAGCAAGACUGUCGCGUUGAUGUUCUCAAAACGAAGCACGCGAACGCGGAUUGCGGCUGAGACAAGCGCGACCGUGCUCGGCGGGAAAGCAUUAUUCUUGGGUAAGGAUGAUAUCCAAAUCAGCUGGAAUAAGGGAGAAGGCGGAGGGGAAAGUGUAAGGGAUACUGCUACAGUUAUUGGAGGAAUGUGUCAAGGUAUCUUCGCGCGUGUCGGUGGACAUCACGAAGUCGAGGAACUCGCAAAAUACUCCCCGGUUCCCGUUAUUAAUGCGCUCUCUGACCUAUGGCAUCCUACCCAAAUAUUGGCCGACCUGCUAACCCUACACGAACAUGCCCACCUCUUUACUCCCGAAUCCCUCGCAGCAAAACCCAUACCAGCACCCGAUACAGCCUCUAAACCUAAAGAAAAGGAAUCAGAACCCGAACCGUCGACUGAAUCCGACAAGAAAACCAAAUUUGCCAAGAGCAAAAAGGCGAAAAAGCAAAGUGGCCCUUUGCCAGAACUCCCUCCUUUGACUAUAGCUUAUGUUGGUGACUCGGCGAAUGUCCUGCAUGAUAUGCUUGUCACGUUCCCGAGGUUGGGGCAUAAAAUGCGUGUCGCUAGUCCUGUGGGGUACGGCGCACCCGAGCCCGUAGUGUCCAAAGUCAGGGAACUUGGAAUACGGUUAGAAGGGUCGACAUUUGGACAAAUAACGGAGCAAGAAAGCAAACACGGCUUUGGUAACAUAUUAUGGUUCGAGAACCCGAAGGAUGCGGUGAAAGACGCAGAUGUCGUUAUUACUGACACUUGGAUUUCAAUGGGCCAAGAGUCCACCAAGGCGCAGCGUCUGAAGGACUUUACAGGCUAUCAAGUGACUGAGGCGAUGUGCGAGGAAGGCGGAGCCAAGCCUGGGUGGCGAUUCUUGCAUUGUUUGCCGAGGAAAGGUGACGAGGUUGACGAUGAGGUAUUCUACGGUCCUCGCUCACUCGUUUUCCCUGAGGCGGAUAACAGGAAAUGGACGAUCAUGGCUAUAUUUGAUUUGUGGAUUGGGCGGUGGGACACCAGUGUAGAGAAAUGA
Messenger RNA from Desarmillaria tabescens, 1227 nucleotides. RefSeq names its product ornithine carbamoyltransferase 1. Gene Ontology annotation, cellular component: mitochondrion. NCBI's taxonomy places the organism in Eukaryota, Fungi, Basidiomycota, Agaricomycetes, Agaricales, Physalacriaceae. The transcript has 5 exons. The coding region runs from base 1 to 1227 and encodes 408 amino acids. The record is from RefSeq and is a predicted model, not a curated record. Gene Ontology annotation, molecular function: amino acid binding; ornithine carbamoyltransferase activity. Gene Ontology annotation, biological process: L-citrulline biosynthetic process.